Hemicordylus capensis (graceful crag lizard) is the source of this 2869-nucleotide messenger RNA. RefSeq lists its product as uncharacterized. The transcript is spliced from 6 exons. The coding region runs from base 568 to 1614 and encodes 348 amino acids. The record is from RefSeq and is a predicted model, not a curated record. NCBI's taxonomy places the organism in Eukaryota, Metazoa, Chordata, Lepidosauria, Squamata, Cordylidae.
UCCUUGUGAAGCCAUCACUAUUCAGCAAUUGCCGCUUCUGAAGAGCUCAGCCCAGCCGCCUCCAGUUCCCCCACCUGCCCCACUCUGGCUGCAUUCACAGUGAUCUAGAUUUUUACAUCCAACUGGAUUUGAGCAGUUGCUGCUACAGAGGAAAGGGAAAGGGGGAUUCUCCUUCCAUCUCAUCCUGCCUGCAGAAGAGUUCCGCGAUGCUUGAAAGCUUGCAUUCUUUUUUAUCAGCAGGCGCUGGGUGAAGAAAAGACACAGCUUUCCCCAGAAAGUCCCAAUCAUCGGGAGAGCAACAACACACAGUGAAUGUCCUUCCUUGGAUGUGUCUGGUGUUCCUCCCUUGGGGACCAGCCUGUUGCUAACUCUGGCUCAGGGGUGGGUGGGAGGGAGGCAGACCGUAUUUUCUUCAAUUAAAUGUUUGGCUUUUAGCAUCCCUUCCCUCUCCUUCCUGUACUGUUGGGUGGAAGGAAACCAGAGCAGCCUUCACUCUACAGGCCAGUUUGUCCCCCUCGACGGAGGCUCCAUCCCCCCACCCACCCCGCCUUCCUUUGCUGGGAGACAAUGGACCUUUUCAAGGGGAGCCUGGGUUGGCUGCUUUUGCUUCCCUGGGUGCAGCAGGUGUCAGGAGCAGGUGGCUUCCUCAUCAAGAACGUCCGCCUGGAAAAGUGUCUGCACACCUCCUUCCACGAGACCGCGAAGAUUGGCCUGGCUGAAUGCAAACCGCGUUCCCCGCAGCACCAGUGGGGCUGGGACGCAGCCGCCAGGGCCAUCGUCAGCCUCCACACCCAGCAGUGCCUGACGGCUCUCGAGCCUCAAGAACUCGCCUUGGCUCAGCUGGAGCCUUGUGGCAGCAGCCUGCUCCAAGCCUGGGUGUGCAGCAAGAAGGGCCACCUCACCUUGGCGGGCCUGGGCCUGCACCUCAGCACCAAGCCAGGGGGCCACAAGGCCUUCCUGUCCCCGGAGAAGGACAAGUUCAGCAGGUGGAGGACCCUGGCGGAGGAGACCGUCUGCACUGCGGGACUGGCUGGGGCUCCUCCGGCACACAGCAACCCAGCGGUGGAGGCUGCAGGCGGCUUGGCCUGGGCCCGCGGAAGUAAAGCUACCGUUCCGCCAGAGGCCUCUGCUCUCUCUGUAGAUCCUACCACUGCCUCUCCCACCACUGUUUUGGCGAAUAUCACCAGCACUCUCCCAACAAAGAAAGAGAGAAGCCUGGGAAUAGAUCAGGAAAAGCUCACACAUCAUAAAAAGCAUGCUGGCAAUCAGAGGAAGACUCCGGGUUCCCGACAUCCAGGUACCAACUGGAAGACGGUCAUGCUUGUCCUGUGCCCGCUGGCCUUUAUCCUGGGACUGAUCAUCCUGGCGCUCAACAUCCAUUACAACAAGAAGAAGAAAAUGCUGUAUGCUUUGAAGAGCCGCCCAGACAAAAGUUGCAAGGUGGGCCAUGAUGAGGAGCUUCUGUCCACACCUGGGACAGGUGGCAUCAGUCCCAAGACACAGAUAAUCCCUGCUUCCCCUUCUCCUUCCUUGAAGCACGGCGAGAUCUUGAUCGAAUGGAAAGAUGGAACCAUCACUCCACUCUUCGACAACAUGAACUAUCAGAUAUGCUAAGCAUUAUUUGAGCUGAAUCUCUUUUUCCCCCAGUGGGAUCAUUGUCACUACCAUUGGAGCAGAUUGCACUUUUAACCGUCUUGAUAAGAAAGCAGGUAAUGUCAAGGUAAUUUUUUAAAAAUCACAUUCAUAUGGCACACUUAUAUUGGUAGAUAGUCUCUCUAAAUGUACAAGUGGGUGACCAGGCUUUCUUAAUGUACCUGACUAUGCUAAACAGUAACCAAGGUCUGGGCCAUGUUUGUAAUUAUGAAACGGUAUAGCCCUUAUGUGAGGACUAUACAGCUGAGAAUGCAUUUGUCCGAAGCUGACUUUCCAGGCAGAAGGCUAGCUUUCAAGCUGCCUGGCAUGAAACAUUCUGUGACCUUCACCAUUUCAAGCAUCACUUUUCCAUCCAGGUGGUACAGUCCUCUCCUGAGGACUAGGCAGCUUCAGAAUUGCAAAUAUUAAUUAGCCUUAAACUUGGCCAUCAACUGCCUUAACAGGGCUGUGCUUUUUACCUCCUGCAGAAGGGUUCCUAUUGGGUGCUUAUCCUGAGACCACCUCUACCCCAUAGACAAGGGUUGGGGCACAUAUGCCUGUGUUAUUCAACUGUGGGUCUAAAAAGGGAGGAAGACACACAAUUGUUUUGAAAUGUAGCUGUUCUCUAACUUAGCACUCUGUUAACACAGCACUGCGAAGCUAACAGAUGAUGCACUAAUGACUGCAACUACUACUCAGUUUCUCCAAAGGAAGUUGGGCAUUGAACAAAAUAAUACAGGGGCAUGAACUUUUGCCUGUACAGCUCUCAGACUAUAGGUAAAAUAAGGGCUUCAUGAGCAGUGAAGCUCAGGGCUUCAUGAGCAGUAGGAAUGGGGUAGGAGAGAAUCAGGUGUUCUUAAGGACUAGUGACUUGCUUAGCUGAUCUCAGGUUUAAAGGCUGUAAACCUGCUGUAAACCACCUAGAGACUUCGGUAGUGGGCGGUAUACAAAUAUGUUAAAUAAAUAAAUAAAUGAUGAUGGCUUAUAAAAGCAAUGCGGACUAUUAAUGCCAUAGAAAUACAAUAAGAGGCUUAAAAGGCAAUGGGAAGAUUAUGCUGUGAAAUAUAUUGGUUUAUACUCAUGCUUAAUGUACAUUUCGCUGUAUCACUUAUCUUUGCUUUGCUGAUCUGGAGGACAGAGACUCCAGUGUGACAUGCUCUCCUGGGUAUCAGCCUCUGCUUUUACCCAGAUGUAAUUGGUUGUAAACAAGGUUCAAAAUAAAAGACUAAACUUUGAA